CCUACUUUCGUUUAAUCAUAAGUUCACAGUUAUUAACCGUUAACGCACCACUCAACCAAUCAAAAUGAAAGUAUUUGCCUUCUUCGUACUCGUUUUGGCUUUGGCCGCCCCUGCCUUUGGCAAGACUUUCAAUCGCUGCUCCUUGGCACGUGAGAUGUCGCGCUUGGGUGUACCCAGGGAUCAAUUGGCACGCUGGACUUGCAUUGCUGAACACGAGAGCUCCUACCGUACCGGUAUUGUCGGCCCAACCAACUACAAUGGCUCCAACGAUUACGGUAUUUUCCAGAUCAACAACUACUACUGGUGCCAACCUGCCAACGGUCGCUUCUCCUACAACGAAUGCCGUUUGAGCUGCAACGCUCUGUUGACCGAUGACAUUAGCAACUCUGUGCGUUGCGCACGCAAGAUCCAAGGACAACAAGGUUGGUCUGCAUGGUCCACCUGGAAGUACUGCAACGGUGCUCUGCCCAGCAUUGACUCAUGCUUCUAAGCAGUGAAAGACUGAUGUAUUUCUUUGAUACUGAAUAAAAUUGACUAUUUGGAAAAAAUA
Messenger RNA from Zeugodacus cucurbitae (melon fly), 550 nucleotides. RefSeq names its product lysozyme 1. The record is from RefSeq and is a predicted model, not a curated record. Gene Ontology annotation, molecular function: lysozyme activity. Lineage: Eukaryota; Metazoa; Arthropoda; Insecta; Diptera; Tephritidae. The coding region runs from base 65 to 490 and encodes 141 amino acids. The transcript has a single exon.